CGCCCUGUCCGGUCCGGUCCGGUCCGGACCUCUCCUCUCCUCUCCUCUCCUCUUCUCUCCUGCCCGCCGCCCACCCACCUGCCGAUGCAACAGCCAAGUGAGUCCCGCGGAGAAAAGGGCUGGGGGAAGGGCAUCGCCGGAUUGCGAGCUAGGUGUCCCACCUGCCCCUCGGAACCGUGUCCAUCAGACGCCUGGCAGUAUCAUCACAGGAAGUGCUAUUUCCUCUCUGAGGAUCAAGGGGAGUGGACGGAGGGACAACAGUCCUGCUCCUCUCAGGGAGCAUCUCUUGCUGUGAUUGAAGAUGAGAGAGAGCUGGCCACUCUAAGAAAACUCAUGUUUAAGAAAGAAUGUUGGAUUGGGCUUCGCAAGAAUGAGCGCUAUUUCUUCUGGGUGAAUGGCACCAAGCUGGACUCGAAAAGGUUCCAAGUGUCAGACCACGCAGACUGUGCCUAUAUCACUCCAUCCACCGUGUCUACAUCAUCCUGUGAGAUGCGCAGGAACUGGAUCUGCAGCUGCCGUCCUUUCCACUCUUCCAAGCCCAUCCUUUAGUGAGAACCUACGCAUCAAACAAAGUCUCCUCCGAACACCCAGUGAUUGUCAAGAGACCAUCUAAGUCAUUUUCUCUUAAAGCUAGUUGUUACUAUUAUUAAUAAUAGUGAUAAUAAUAAUAAUGUCGGUAUUUGUUAAGCGCUUACUA
Ornithorhynchus anatinus (platypus) is the source of this 697-nucleotide messenger RNA. RefSeq names its product C-type lectin domain family 2 member L-like. The coding region runs from base 85 to 549 and encodes 154 amino acids. The record is from RefSeq and is a predicted model, not a curated record. Lineage: Eukaryota; Metazoa; Chordata; Mammalia; Monotremata; Ornithorhynchidae. The transcript is spliced from 4 exons.